This is a messenger RNA of Trichomonas vaginalis G3, 452 nucleotides long. RefSeq lists its product as uncharacterized. NCBI's taxonomy places the organism in Eukaryota, Parabasalia, Trichomonadida, Trichomonadidae. The record is from RefSeq and is a predicted model, not a curated record. The annotation marks the transcript as partial. The transcript has a single exon.
AUGAAUGAAACUACAGACAAACUUAACUCUUCUCUCAUUCUUCCUUUCAGUAAAGAUUAUGAGUUCUGUUCAAAUGGUGUGUAUUUCUAUUGUGGAAAGAUGGGUUCAGGUAAGACAUUUAAUUUAAUUCGUCAUAUACUCAUAACAGAGCGUUUAGGAAACGACUCUUACUAUGACCAAAUCAUUAUAUCAGCAACUUCAGACUCUAUGGACUCAACAGCGAAAACAUUUAUGUCAAAAGUUCAAGCCUCUGUCGUUAAAGUUCCAGACAGUGAACUCAUUGAAUUUCUUCAACGUUACAUUCGACGUAAGAGGAAAUAUUAUGCCAUCGUUGAAUUUAUACAGUCAGGAAUGCAAAAGACUUCUGAGGAGAUGGAAAGAAUUAUUGACAAACACCACUUACGUCAGUACUCAGGAGUUUACGAUAUGAAACGACUUACAAACUACAUUCU